This is a messenger RNA of Physcomitrium patens, 5982 nucleotides long. RefSeq lists its product as uncharacterized. The record is from RefSeq and is a predicted model, not a curated record. Lineage: Eukaryota; Viridiplantae; Streptophyta; Bryopsida; Funariales; Funariaceae.
GCAAGCACAGGAGCUAGAGAAUGAAUUCCUCGUUAUGGAGGAAGGGCAGUCGCAUGAAGGGGAAAAGGAAGCGACGUCUGAUCAGACGAUGGUUGAAUCCGAGGGUGAGGGGAGCCUGGUGUCUAGUCCAAGUGCUGAAGUCUAUUUGCCACACAUGACGCACAGGGAACGGGCGGGUGUGAAGGUGCGGAUGUCGAAGUCGGCGAUUGCAGAGAAGGAAUCGUCAGACGCAGCGAUGGUAGUGGGCGAUGUUGAGGCGGUUGCGAGGGGUUUGAUAGGGGAGAAUAAGGACCAAGCUCGGCAUGCAUCUGAGGCAUUUUUGCACCUUCUGAGCCAGGGAGGUCGUGGAGAAGGAAAGGUGUACAGCUGUCCUGUCGAAGCACCUGUGUGGAAAGAGAACGUCGAAAGGCACGUUCGGAACCAGGAGAAGAUGUUGGAGAAGAUAGCAGAGCGACGGCAAUCCGCGAGGUUUGUGGAGCAAGUGUUGACGAUUAAGUUUCGAGCACUGAAAGAUGCUUGGAGGCAGGAACAGUUUGGGACGAGCCAGCAGCAGAGAGGUACAAAGCCUGUGCGCAGGUGGGAGGCGGAGAAGCGGGGCGGGACUGCAGGUUGCCAUCGGUCAUCUCUGCGAUUGAGACCCGUCCAAGCAGGUGGCGGGAAGCUGGAAGCUCAAUCUGAAGAGUCCAUGAAGAGGGUGAUGGUGGAACCGGUGGUGGGUCCGCUGAGGCCAGCGUUGAAGAUGCCGGCAAUGAUCCUGGGCGAGAGGGAGCGAUUGGCUCGCAGAUUCGAGAGCAACAAUGCGCUGGUGGAGGAUCCAGUCCGGGUGGAGUCGGAGCGGAAGAGCAUUAAUCCUUGGUCGGCGGAAGAGAGGAGGGUGUUUUUGGAGAAGUUUGCGGUUUAUAACAAGAACUUCAGCAAGAUUGCGUCCCACUUGGAGUACAAGACGACUGCAGACUGCGUAGAGUUCUACUAUAGGAACCAGAAGUCGGAGGAUUUUGAAAAGAUUAGGCGGAGGCAGCAGCUGAAAAAGAGGCGGGAUUAUUCGCGGUUGGGCGGAUCGUUCCUGUCGACAGGGUUGCAGCCGAACAGCCGGCAAAGAGAGGCAAACAUUGACGCACGGAGCGAAGGCUGGAACAUGCAGACGUCGGGUGCUGUUUCGACGGUUUGUCAGAUCACAGUGGGUGCGAAAGCCGCGAGGAGCAGCACACAUCACAAACCCUUGGAGCGUCAGCGGACGAGCUCGUCGUUGGAUCCCGGUAGCCUACCUGCAGUUGUUGAGAUUGCGAAGUCCACGAGCGGCAAGGAAAGCAGGCCGUCUGGAAUACCGCCAUUGCCGAGCGGCGCAGCGGGUUCUGGAACGACGGGGUCUUGCAGUUUAAGCUCCGCAACCGCAGCUUCUGUGAAGGUCAGCCGAGAAAGAACGUCGGUGAAGUCGAACUGGAACGGAGGUUCAGCGGUUGCAAGGAGCGGGACUAAAGAGCAGCAGAUGUCUGGACCGAAGGGUGCGCGGAGCGUAAACAUUCGACGGGGUUUGACGACGUCUGCCGGGGAAGAGGCUAAUGCGCAAUGGACAGACAAGGAGCGGGAGCUAUUUACAGAGGCCGUAAGUUUGUUUGGGAAAGAUUUUGAGAGCAUUGCUGCCCAUGUUGGAUCAACGAAGAGUGAAGGUCAGUGUAAGUCAUUUUUCAGCAAGACCCGGAAGCGGCUACGACUGGACCAGCUGGUGGAGAAGUACCAGGCUGCUCUGAACUUUAGGGCGGAUGCAGCAGUUGCAGAGAGCCCAGAAUUUAUUGACGUACAGAUGGAGGAAGUGCCGGGUGCAGCAGCCGAGGUCGUGCUGGUGGCUAGCCUGGAAGCGAACAUUUAUCCUUCUUUGGGAGAGGAAAAGGUUUGGAAUGAAGCAACUGAGAGCGGUAAGGUGGAGGAGGUUGCAAACGACGUGAGCGUUCAAGCGACGGAAGCAGUGGAGGCGGAGAUGUGUAAGGAUAUCGCAGCUGAGAAGACAGUGGAGGAGGAAUCCUAUGAGGAUGUAGUGGUUGCGAAGGCAGUGGAGGAGGGAUUAUGUGAAGGUGUAGCAAUCGAGAGGGCUGGGAAGGAGGAAAUAUUUGACAAUGCAGCAGUCCAUAAGGCAGUGGAGGAGGUAUUAUCUGAGGACGUCGGAGUUGAGAAAGCAGUGGAGGAUAGAAGCGUUGAGGCGAAGGGAGUGGAGGUUGAAUGCACUCCUGGGAAGGGAGUGGAGCAUCAAGCUGUUAAGGAUGAGGUUGUGGACGACGAAACCGUGGAAGAUGUAGCAGAGGAGGGUGUAGUGGGCGUCAUCGAAGUAGUGGAGACUGUCGACUUUGUUGGUGUGUCAAUGGACCUGACAGUCGAGAGUGCUGUUUGUCCGCCAGAAAGCCCAGACAUUGUGGAGGACGUGAAGAAGGCAGAAGCUGAUGUGGGCGCUGGAGCUUGUUCCAUGAAUGAGUGUGAUACAGGAGAGGCGGAGGACGUAUUUGCCGCGUGUAUAAAGGCUGAACCAGUUGUUGUGGAUGAAGAAGUAGUCUCAGAACCUUUGACAGUCGAUGCGGGUGAGGAGUUACCUGCAGGCAAUAGUUCAGGGAGCUCAGCAGAUUGUGGGAUGCAGGAGGAGGGAGAUGCGGUGGAAGUUGCUAAGGGUGCAGAAAGCGUGGUGGAAUCUGUAAAGAGGGAAGUGGAUGCAGGUGAUGACAAGGGUCUUGGUACAGUGGUAGCAACAAGCACCCUUGCAGCAGAGGAGCAGUUAGUGGAGGCGAGUGGCGCGGUGGAUGUGAAGCAUGAGGCUGGGUCACCUCAGGUGGCAGUAUCCACAGGCACAGAAUCGGGUUCUUGUGCAAUUGGAGCAGAGGGCGCGUGCCAUUCAGGUAAGGCUGCGUAUGCAACAACGUCGUCGAUGCACGGUAGUCAACAAUGUCGGGAGAAAAGUGGUAGGGUUGGAAGCGGGGAAGCAAAGCCUAGGAGAGAGCCGACGUCUUGGACUCAGGAGGAGAAAGAGGUAUUUGCUGACAUCAUACGAAACUAUGGGAAGGACUGGACGAGACUGCACGAGUGUUUGCCGACGAAGUCUCUAACGCAGAUCAAGACGUACUUUCAGAAUUCGAAGGCAAAACUGGGGCUUGUGAAUUCGGAGGGCGUGAGUGUAGGUGGAGGAAGGGGGUCCGGAAGCCGGAAGAGGAAAGCCGAGGAGGUGGACAACAUGAGCAACAACGUGGGUUGUGUGAGCGGAGGAAACGAGUCGAAGUGUGGGUCUGUGAGUGGAGGUGAUGUGGAUGGCGGUGGUCAGAAGGUGAAAGGUGGGAUGGGCGAUCCUCCAAGCAUGAGCGUAAGCGCGGGUAUGGGGACGAUUCCGGUGGGGCUGGAGGGCCUGGCGUACCCAUUUUUUGGUCAGCGGGCGGAAGACCAGAUGGCGUUGCACCAGUUUAUGCGGCAGUUGCAGUUGUGUAACCCGAACGGGCUUCCGCAGAACAUCCCGCCAAUGCUAUAUCCGUUACUGCAGCAACAGGGGUUGGGAGUGUUUCCGUACCCAGGGCUGCAAAGAGCAGGACCUCCGAAUUUGCAGCAGCAGUUUGCAGCGUCUAUGUCUCAAAAGACGUCACAGUCGAUGGGACUACAACUGGCGUUGCAAGGGCCGGGAGUGGGUCAGCAAAGCGGUGCAGUAGAUCUUCACCAGCAAGGGGCGCAUCAAUUGCAGAACUCACAGGCGGCCCGAAGUCAACAGCAGCUACUGGCAAAUAUGAUGCAACAAGCGGCAGCACAGCAAGCGGCAGCACAACUUCAGCAACAGCAGUAUCAGUACAGCAAGAGUGUGGUUCAUCCUCAACAGCAGGUGAUGGUACUUCAACCUGGGCAAGUUUCUCAGCGACAGCAGCAGCUUGUGAGUCAGCAGGUUGGACAUCAUCCUCAAGUUCAGCAAGUGUGUCAAGCGCAGGAGUCUAGUUCAGUUCAUCCGGUUGGAAGUGAAAGCCUGGGGGUUAAUCAUCCUGAUCAGUUAACAUUUCACUUGAAACAGUUGCAUGAGCAGCAACAGCAGCAGGCUUAUAUUCAACAGCCUCAGUUUCAGCGAGCCGUACAUCUGGUGCAGAAGCAGCAGCAGCAACAGCAUAGUCAGCACGAUCUUGCCGAGUCGAAUUCUCAAGGUCACAUUCAUCAACAUCAUAGUUGUCAUACGUCGCCGGUACCAUCGGUGGCAGUCCCCAAGCCUAAAGGUUUAAUGAUAUCACCGCAACAGCCAACUGCAACCUUUUCAGCUCCUUUGUUACAGCAGGGAGGGUCGAUCCAUCGCCAGGAUCAGCAGCCGCAGCAUGGAGUCAGUAUGACAUUGUUUAGUGGAAACGGGGGAAGUUCCUUAUCAGGCAACGUUGGAGAUGUCUCGAACUAUCAUGGGGAGCUUGGAGAACUGCGAGAGAACUGCAGCGAUGAAGGAGCUGCGAAGGCACGAGAGUUUUCAAGAGCGGAUCUCCAUCAAAUGAGUGCCGCGGUUCAGAGAGUAAAACCUUUACAAGCUGCAGUUCCGCCAGUGCCAAGUUCGACCCCUGCAACCGAGUCCCCGCAAAGUCGACCUGUGGAUGUGAAGCUGUUUGGUCAGUCGCUUUUGUCUCAACCCACUUGUAGUGGGGCACUCCAAAGCGCAGCACGGGCUUCACUUCCUACUGCUGACAAAGUCUCUUUGCGAGAGUCAGCUGUCUAUACCACCUCGUCGUCUCCUGUGACGAGUAUGUCAGUUCCAGCAGCAACUGGAUCGAAAGCGUACGCGAAGGAGGCAUCUUUUAGUGGAGUUCCGGCCAUGCCUGAUGGUCGGCAAGGUGGAUGGCCUUCCACGGGUUAUUCAGUAAUCACGGAAGCACGGAAAAAUGUGAAUGGGAUGCGUCCUCAGGUGGGUCCGGUGUGGAAGUCGAAGGAAGGAGAGUUGGAGCUUCACAACAUACAGGAAGGCCGCAUGUCUCGAGGAGCCCGAAGGGCGGAACCGGAACAGAACGUACCUACUAUUACGCACAAGCUUUACGAUCAUGAACAGUCUCGCAGUGAUUUAAUGCACUCCCGAAGCGAGGCUCAUUUAUCGGUGAACAAUUUCGGCGACUCUGCGAAUGAGCAGGGUGGUGGGUUUCCUUCGUCUUCGGGGGAGGGAUUAGGGGCCGACUACGAGAGAAAAAGUGAGAGCACCGUACUUGAUUCCGACGGUUGUGAGCGAGGGUCCACGAUGUGCAGUAGAGGUAGCAGGGCUCUGGCGGAUUCGUUUGCAAUGCAAACUAUUGGAUCAUUGGCUAACGGUUCACAAAUAUCGCGGACUGUAAUGAAUGCGUUGGUGGCCUUCGCCGAUUUGCAAAGUCGCAAUUUACAAUCUUUCUCGAGCACCGGUUCUCCAAGGCUGGAGGACCACCAGUGGGAAAGCCUAGUACGGCAAGCUGCACAUGGUGCCGCAGUAGAGUCUUUGAAAGCCCAUCCUAGUGUAGGUCGAGGUGGCCCUUCAGGUGCCCCACAAGCUCACUUGAGUGGGGGCGAUCUGUUGCAGCAGUGUGUGCGGGACGGCGGCAUGUAUUUUACUCAACACUAUCCUCGUCUUGCUAGCCAGCCGGGUGUAAGCUCUGGCGCUUGGAAUGCUGGAGCUGGGCUCAUGAACCCUUCUGAUGUGCAGCGCGUGCUUGUAAGUCCUGCUUUUAGUUCCUUCCUUCCAGGUGCAUUGUCCAGAGCUCCACCAGCAGCCGAGGAGCAUUUGGGAUCCACAAAAUCAAGGGAUCCUGACAAUGGCGGAGGUGGGCUCCGUUAGCCGUUAGGUGUAGGGCUUUAGACCCACAAAGAAAGCACAGUCAAUCUUUUUUUUUUCCUUUCCCCCUUGUAUUUCAGCCGUUUUUUAAGCAGGACAGGGCGACGGGCAUAUGCCCUUUGUAAAAUUACCUCAUGAUUCCUUGAUCACAUUUUGCCCUUUGUUUGCAAAACAUAUUCAGUAAAGAGACAACACUUUGCCAUGCA